This is a messenger RNA of Cornus florida, 1711 nucleotides long. RefSeq names its product heavy metal-associated isoprenylated plant protein 35-like. Gene Ontology annotation, molecular function: metal ion binding. Lineage: Eukaryota; Viridiplantae; Streptophyta; Magnoliopsida; Cornales; Cornaceae. The transcript is spliced from 3 exons. The record is from RefSeq and is a predicted model, not a curated record. Bases 373 to 1548 code for a protein of 391 amino acids.
UUUUCUCUCUCUAUAAAAAACCCUGUCCUUGCUUCUUCUUAAACGCUUCCACAGUCGGACACAGCACCUAUACCUACAGGCCCUACCUCUACAGCCCCUACAAUAUAUUUCCUCCACUCCUCUCUAUCUCUCUCUCUCUCUCUCUCUCUCUCUCUCUAUCUAUAAUAUUUUUCCACCACUCCUCUUCUCUCUCUCUCUCUCUCUCUCUAUCUAUAAUAUUUUUCCACCACUCCUCUCUCUCUCUCUCUCUCUCUCUCUCUCUCCUAAAUCCCUCUUCUUUUUCUAAUCAUUUAUUCUUAAACGAUUCCACACCCGCAGAAAAACACUUCUUCUUCUUCAAUUCACUGAAGUUCCUACUUCUUGCUUGUUCUAAUGACAACACCAAAAGAAGUAGAGGAAGUCUCUGAACACCUCAGAUACAAGACAUGGGUCUUGAGAGUCUCAAUCCACUGCGAAGGCUGCAAAAAGAAAGUCAAAAAGAUUCUUCAAAAAGUUGAAGGUGUUCAUAAAGUGGAUAUAGAAGCCAAGCAACACAAAGUUACAGUAACUGGUAAUGUAGAAGGAGAGACUUUGAUCAAGAAAAUGUUAAAGUCAGGUAAACAGGCCGAGUUAAUCCUAAUCCCGGAAAAGACUGAUCAGGAGGAGAAAAAGUCCGGCAAAUCGAAGAACAAAGAGAAACAGAGCAACCCAGAAAGCAGUGAACAAGUUAGUACUCAUGGUGGUGGUGAUCACAAAGAGAAGUCACCAGUGAAAGUCGAAGUAGUCCAAGACCCAUCUCAAACUAGCGGCGGAGGUGGUGCAGCACAGGCUAAAGCCGCUAAAAAUGGCGGUGGAGGUGGUGAGGCACAAGCUAAAGCUGCUAAAAAUGGCGGUGGAGGUGGUGAAGCACAAGCUAAAACUGCUAAAAAUGGUGGUGGAGGAGGUGGUCCGGCGAGUGAAGGCGCCGAAGCAGCCACAGAUACUGAAACCGCAGCUAAAAAUAGCGGCGGACAGCGGGUGGAGUCAAAAUCUGAGGGGAAGAAACCGGAGACCGGUCCGGCCGGUGAACAGUCUCCGGCGGCGGAGAAAAAGGGCGGUGAAGUUGAUGGUGGUGCAGAGAAAAGUGGUGGCGGCGGCGGCGGCAAUGGCAGUGCUGGUAAAAAGAAGAAAAACAAAGGGGAAAAUGGUAAUACAAGUGUUGCUGAAGGUGAACCAUCAAGCAGAGAAUCAAUUGAUCAGAGCCCACCUCCGGCUUCGGCCUCGGCUAAUCAGAGACCUCCACGUCAGCACGGAGAUUAUCACCCACCACAUCACUAUGCACCACCACCUGUAUAUGCUGUGAGUUACAAUACGGCGCAUCCUACUAGCAGUAAUACGGCGUCGUACUAUGCUAAUCCACAACCGUAUCAAUACGCAUAUACGCAUCCGAGUGAACAGACAUACCGAUAUACGUAUCCGAGUGAAGGGAUGGAAUUUUCACCGUCGGAUUUGUAUUCCCAUCCGCGGCAGCCGUCGGAUUCCCUCUCGUAUUUUAGCGAUGAAAAUCCAAAUGGGUGCUCAAUUAUGUGAAGGAAUUCAUAAUUGUCUAGAAAAUUAGGUAUAGUAAGCUAAGCUUAUACUACUUGUAUAAGCCAAUGGGAUGUAAUAUAUGUGUGUGAGUGGAAGAUGGUUGGUUUUUAUGUAUUUUAAUAUAAACUAGUGAUUUUAAUCUUCACCAUAUUAUUAAAUUUAA